UUUACAUUUCUUAUUUUUUAGCAGCCGGCGUAUAAGAUUUUUAAUAAUUCCUUACUUAAAAUACUUCUUAAUUCGAGAGCAACAUGCAAUAUGGAGGCCGAGAUUAGCAACUCUGUAACCUAUGAAUUAAACGAGCUGGACUUGCAUUCCUGGAGAUCUGUGAAGGAAAGUUUGGAUAGCUUUUUGGUGACAAUUCCCACAGUCUUGGGAUUCAUCCUUUCCCGCCUCCUUUGUGGACACCUGCCGCUGAAAUCCACACGGAGAUUCCUGCUGGAGUUUCUUCUGAUUGGUUUACCCACAGUGAUUUUGGUCACAGUUGGCAGUGCCUAUACUUAUACGUAUUCCCUGGUGGUUUCCAUAGCUAUCGUGGGCUAUAUUUAUGGAAAUGUUGCUCCUAAUCCAUUGAACCACAAAUAUGAGAUCGGAAAACGACCCAUCGUCUUCACCCUACUGCGGGCCACCGCCUACAGUGGAACCUGCGCCGCCAUCCUAGCUGUGGAUUUCCCAUCCUAUCCCACUGACUAUCGAAAGAGCCGGUCUUUCGGAGCCUCCGCGAUGGACAUGGGCAUCGGUCUGUUUGUGGUCACCAUGGGAUUGGUCUCACAUCGAACCAGGAACAGCGCUGACCUGAGAAAACUACCGAGAUCGGUGGUUCCUCUGCUUGUUUUGGGCCUGGCACGAACCAUCGUCAUCACGGCGAUCGACUAUCACCAGGAUGAGUCCGAAUACGGCAAGCACUUGAACGCCUUCUUUACUCUGGGCCUUACCAAACUGAUGGGCAGCCUAUACAGUCUGUUGGUGAAUUCGGAUAAACAGCUUCUGGGACUUUCAUUGGGUCUACUUUUCCUUAACGAGCUGGUGCUCCAGUCGGGUCUUGGCGAGUUUGUGAUGUCCUCCGCUCCCCACGAGGGAUUUUUGAGUGCCAAUCGGGAGGGUUUGAGUUCCCUACACGGAUGCGUGGCCCUCUACCUGCUCAGCAUUUACUUUGCCAGGUGGUACACCUCCCAAGAUACCCUCAGUUACCAGCAGUUUACCAGGAAGUUGAGAGUAAUCCUUUUGGUAGCUAUCCACUGCUGGAUAAUGGUUUUUAUAAGCGCAUACCUAACUGGGAUUGCUCGCGUAACCUUUAAUUUCGGCUAUGUCAUUUGGAUUGUGGCUGUCUGUCUAAGCUUAGUUUUGAUAUUUGCUUAUUUCUUUGAACUGAAACUUGUAAAAUCCGGUUUAAAAAAUAAGAAAUCAGCGGGAGAUAGUGAGCAAACGAGCCCAUCCCUGCCCUCCUUUGUAGAGAGCCUCAAUAUAAAUGGUCUGACCCACUUUAUGCUCUCCAACUUCCUCACGGGAAUGGUCAAUAUGACUUUGGACCCGGGCCAUCGGAAUAAUAUGGAAUCCGUUGCUAUACUAUGUAUAUAUAUGUUUUUUUGUGCUGGAGUAGUUUUCAUUAUGAUGAGAAAGAGUGUGCGGAUAGCUUAAAUUGUAUAUUCCAACAAAAAAAAGUGUGAUAAAUGUUUGUAUUAAAAAAAGAUUUGACAACA
Messenger RNA from Drosophila rhopaloa, 1532 nucleotides. RefSeq names its product phosphatidylinositol-glycan biosynthesis class W protein (gene PIG-Wa). Gene Ontology annotation, biological process: protein localization to plasma membrane; GPI anchor biosynthetic process. Gene Ontology annotation, cellular component: membrane; endoplasmic reticulum. Gene Ontology annotation, molecular function: glucosaminyl-phosphatidylinositol O-acyltransferase activity. NCBI's taxonomy places the organism in Eukaryota, Metazoa, Arthropoda, Insecta, Diptera, Drosophilidae. The record is from RefSeq and is a predicted model, not a curated record. The transcript is spliced from 2 exons. The coding region runs from base 91 to 1470 and encodes 459 amino acids.